AUGCUCUCACGUGUUGCUGCAGUGAAGGCACCCCGCACACACAACCGUCGCCGCGUGACCGGAUCGAGCGGAAGGAGGAGGGAAGGAAGAGAGAGUGAGCGGCGGAGGCCCAACAUGUUGAGGCAUCUCUUCUACUCUGCGGUGCUGCUCCUCGUUCUUGUGAUGAUGUGCUGCAACGCUGUUGGUGCUGCGGAAGGUCCGGAGCAGUCAACAGUUUCAAAGUUUGAAUGGAAAGACGUCAAGGAUGAGGGUGGUGGUGAUUUAACUGUGGAGUCGUUGGGUGCUCCCGGCCUUCUAAAAGUGGGGAGUGACGUGUUUGCCGUCGCCGAGGCGAAAAACACGGGGAAGGAGGGUCAAGGCAGCUUUACUGGCAUUGUAUCCCAACUUCUCACGGAAACAGCGAAAAAAAAGGAUAACACACCGGUGGAAAUAAUGAAUGAUGCCAACACGAAGACACAAUUUCUGGAGGAAUCUAUUUCCGCAGGCCCAAAGAAGAAAGUGGAUGUGAGCCGACCAACAACAGUUGUGAAGGGAAGUGAUAUUUACAUGCUUGUUGGGAAAUACAGCCGUAAUGAUGCUCAGGGGAGUGGUGGUGACUGGGGACUUUUGCUGGUGGAAGGGGAAGUCGGUGGUGAAGAAAAUAGCAAAAAAAUUGACUGGAAAAAUACUGAAAGUCUCCCGCGAGGACCUUUUGGCACAGAACUCGAAUCCUUGAUGGGACUGUUUGGAGGCGGUGGAUCGGGUGUUAAGAUGCACGAUGAUACGCUUGUGUUUCCAGUGGAAGCCACGAAGAAGGGUGACGCACAAAAGGAUGUGAAAACCGUUUCGCUGAUUAUACACAACUCGAAGGAUGCUGCGAGUUGGAAGCUGUCGAAGGGGACGUCUGCCGAUGGAUGCAGUGAUCCCUCCGUCGUGGAGUGGAAGGACAAAAAACUCAUCAUGAUGACUGCGUGUGAUGAUGGCCGCCGCAGGGUGUACGAGUCCGGUGACAAGGGGGAGUCGUGGACGGAGGCACUCGGGACACUCUCGCGUGUGUGGGGCAACGAACAGGACGGAGAAGGUGGCGUUAGAAGCGGGUUCAUCACAGCGACGAUUGACGGCGUUGAUAAUAACAGAAAUGUGAUGCUCGUUACUCUGCCGGUGUAUUCCGAGGAGGCUGAUAAAGGUAACGAGGAAAAGAGUGAACUCCAUCUUUGGCUGACGGACAAUACGCACAUUGUUGAUAUUGGGUCGGUAUCCGAUGAUGACGCUGCCGCCAGCUCCCUGUUGUACAAAAGUGGUGAAAGUGGAACUAAUAAUGAUGAGUUGAUUGCACUGUACGAGAAGACGGGCAAAGGAGAAUCAUAUAGUCUGUGGUCUGUGGUCCUGACUGAGCAGCUGCAGCGUGUGAAGGAGGUGGUGGCGACCUGGAAGAAAGUGGACCAAACUGUCUCCAAGCUGUGCCCUUCUGGGAGUACGGAGAAGAGUGCCUCAACCGACAAUGCCUGCAGCGCUGUCAUUCCGACGGAUGGGCUGGUUGGCUUUUUGUCCGGCAACUUCUCUGGUAACACAUGGAGGGACGAGUACCUCGGGGUGAGCGCCACAGUGAAUGAUGAUGGGGGUGAUAAGGCAACAUUGCAUGCCGGCGGAGUGAAGUUCCGGGGAGCGUGGGCUGAGUGGCCUGUUGGCAGUCAGGGGGAGAAUCAGCUGUACCACUUUGCGAACUACAACUUCACUCUUGUGGCGACGGUGUCCAUCGACAAGGUGCCGGAGGAGGGUUCUCCCAUUCCUUUGAUGGGUGUGCGUCUGAACGAUGAAAAAAAAACCAAACUUAUGGAGCUGUCAUAUGACAGCGGAAAUAAGUGGCAGGUGCUGUCCGGUGACAAAACUUUUAAGGAGCUUAAGAGCGCUUUGGAGCCAGAGAAAACACACCAAGUGGUGCUUGUGGUACGGAACAGCACUCAAGGCUCCGCGUAUGUCGAUGGUAAGCAAGUGGGUGGGGACGAAGCGUGUGCAUUGGAGAAUAUGGAUUCAAGAGCGGUAUCCCACUUCUACAUUGGAGGGGGCGGAGGCAGUGCAGGCGGCGCAGGGAGACAAGAAGAAGAGAUGUCUGUGACUGUGACGAACGUCCUGCUGUACAACCGCCCGUUGAGUGCUGCGGAGAUUGGCGCCCUAAACCCGAAUAAACCCUCUAUUUCACCUGUGGUGCCUGAAAAUGGCCAAGGAACCCAGUCGCAUUCCUCUUCUGCCGGGCAAUCGCCGUUGAGGCCUAAAUUGUUGAAUGGCAAUGAGGGUGCGGGCGGUGGCAGGGCGUCCCCAUCAGAACCGUCCACUGUAACGACUUCCUUAGGAAAAGAGCAAUCCGAAAUUCAGCCGCCUUCAGUAAUAUCUUCCGGUGGAAGUAAACAUGUGGAUGUCGCUUCUUCAUCCGAUGGUGAUCCAACGGUGGGAGCAGAAGCUGGAGGUGCGAUGCAGGGAGACACACCACCCCAAACUCCUGUGGAUACCCCCGACACAGCAGGUGCAAACGCUCCUACCGCCACGGACACAGCUCAAGUUGGCCCCACAGCUACAACUGGGGUGGGUGCGAUCUCUGGUGCGAAUGUGGAGACGGCGGAAGGGAGGGAUGGGCAGGAAGAGCUCCAUGCACGGGACGGCGAAGUAAAGGGUGCGGCACUCAGCAGCAGUCUCGGAAAUGUGUCGCAGGGGAAUAACAGCGAUGCCGGCACUGUGUGUGGGAGCGGACUGCUGCCGCUGCUUCUGCUGUUGGGACUGUGGGUGUUUGCGGCUCUGUGA
This is a messenger RNA of Trypanosoma cruzi, 2775 nucleotides long. RefSeq names its product trans-sialidase, putative. Gene Ontology annotation, molecular function: exo-alpha-sialidase activity. Lineage: Eukaryota; Euglenozoa; Kinetoplastea; Trypanosomatida; Trypanosomatidae. The coding region runs from base 1 to 2775 and encodes 924 amino acids. The transcript has a single exon. The record is from RefSeq and is a predicted model, not a curated record.